Messenger RNA from Mesorhabditis belari, 303 nucleotides. The record is from the annotation of a GenBank genome assembly. NCBI's taxonomy places the organism in Eukaryota, Metazoa, Nematoda, Chromadorea, Rhabditida, Rhabditidae.
AUGCUGAGCAAGCGCAACGAUUCUUCGAUGACCCGUGAAGAGGAUGAUGGCCGUAAUGUCAAGCUUCGCUUUGACAUGAGCAACUAUAAGCCCGAAGAGGUCACCGUUCACGCCCACGACAAUCACCUUCGCAUCAACGCCAAACACGAGGAAAACGAUCCGAACCACUACAUCUAUCGUGAAUCGAAACAGGAAUACCAUUUUCCUCGUGGCACUCAUAUGGACAAUGUGAAUGCAAAUAUUGGCUCAGACGGAACUCUCACCGUUGAGGCAUCUCGUGACCGUCAAGAUGCUCUCGGUUAU